AUGGCAAUUGACUCGACGACCGAGAACCUCCGGACACACACAGAGCGAGCAGCUGCACCUGUUGGUACCCUGCCGAAUCAAUCAACCCCAUCCAACAUAUACAGCCCUUCAGAACAAGACAAACAUGUCGUUCCAGAGGCUCCACACAGCAUCUUUGACAGGCGGCAAAAAUGGCUGAUUGUGACCAUAGUCUCGACCGCGGCAACAUUCAUCACAGUCUCUGGUUUCGCAUCAAAUAUCUAUUUUCCAGCUCUUCCCACAAUUGCAUCUGAUCUCAAUGUGUCACUCGAACUCGUCGAUCUGACCGUGACGUCGUAUCUCAUCUUCCAGGGCCUGGCGCCCAGCCUUUGGGGGCCAAUCUCCGAUGUCAGGGGCCGGCGCAUUGCAUAUCUCCUCACCUUCUUGGUCUUCCUGGGUGCAUGCAUUGGUCUAGCCCAGACCAAGAACUAUGCUUCUCUCAUCGUUCUUCGAUGUCUCCAGAGUACCGGGAGCGCCAGUACCAUCGCCAUUGGGUCCGGUGUCAUUGGAGAUAUCACCACGCGCGAAGAGCGCGGCGGGUUCAUGGGUAUCUUCCAAGCAGGCCUCUUGGUUCCGGUGGCGGCUGGUCCUGUAAUUGGGGGCGCUGUUGCUGGUACACUAGGCUGGCGGGCGAUCUUCUGGGUGUUGACUGCUUAUAGCGGGGCUUUUCUGCUUGCGAUGCUUGUGCUGUUACCUGAGACGCUGCGCUCGCUGGUCGCAAAUGGAAGCCACACAAAGUCAUCCAACGUCUUGACCAAGUACCCCCUGGUAAUUUAUCAGAGGCGCACCAAAGUGGAAUGGGACCCAAACGACACGCCGCCGCAGACUACCCGAAAACACAUCGAUUUGACGGGUCCUUUUCGUAUUCUCACGAGCAGAGAUGCGGCACCGAUCAUCGUGUUUCUUGCGAUAUACUACGCUGUAUGGCAGAUGAGCAUCACUGCCAUGUCCUCGCUGUUCAAGGAAAGAUAUGGACUCAGCGAGAUCCACAUCGGGCUGACUUUCAUCGCCAAUGGGGUUGGCUCUAUGGUUGGCACGUUGAUCACAGGCAAGAUCCUGGACCUUGACUACCGCAAAGUCAAAAGCAAGUUCGAGGCACAACAGGACCCUGAAGGACCUGAGAGAGUGGUGGAUGAAAGGAGCUUUCCUUUGGAAAAGGCACGCCUGCGGCUGAUCCCGAUAUUUGCGGGUGUUCAAUGCCUGUCACUGAUCCUCUUCGGCUGGAGCAUCCAGUAUACUGUCCACAUUUCGGUCCCUAUCAUUUCCACAUUCAUCACCGGGUGGACGGUUGUAUCGAUGCAGUCGGUGAUCAUGACCUAUCUUGUCGAUACCUUCCAUGAUAGGAGCGCGGCCGCAAGUGCCAGUAUCAAUUUGGCUCGAUGCUUAUUUGCAGCGGGUGGCACCAGUUUUGUGAUGCCCCUAAUUGAUGCUGUUGGAGCAGGUGUCUGUUUUACAAUUUGUGCGGCUGUGCAGGUUGUUUCACUGGCAGCACCUCUUAUUCAAGUGAAGUACGCGGGUGCAUGGAGGAGAGCUGCCGAGGAGAAGAAGAGAAAAAUGGAAGGGCUGGCUCAAUCGUAG
Penicillium diatomitis is the source of this 1596-nucleotide messenger RNA. Its product is annotated as putative MFS multidrug transporter. The record is from RefSeq and is a predicted model, not a curated record. The coding region runs from base 1 to 1596 and encodes 531 amino acids. Gene Ontology annotation, biological process: transmembrane transport. The transcript has 2 exons. Gene Ontology annotation, molecular function: transmembrane transporter activity. NCBI's taxonomy places the organism in Eukaryota, Fungi, Ascomycota, Eurotiomycetes, Eurotiales, Aspergillaceae.